Messenger RNA from Cyphellophora attinorum, 1965 nucleotides. RefSeq names its product putative dehydratase IlvD1. Gene Ontology annotation, molecular function: hydro-lyase activity. Bases 1 to 1965 code for a protein of 654 amino acids. The record is from RefSeq and is a predicted model, not a curated record. NCBI's taxonomy places the organism in Eukaryota, Fungi, Ascomycota, Eurotiomycetes, Chaetothyriales, Cyphellophoraceae. The transcript has a single exon.
AUGAGCUCAUCUGCUGGACCCGAAGCACCGGUCAUUCCAUUGACGGAAGCACCUAGCGAUAGCGCUGGCACAGCCGCUACAGGGAGGCAAGCAAAUGGCACUGCCAACGGCGCAUCGUCCUGGAUCCCUCCAGAGAUUCUGGCGGAUUACGACUUGUCCCGACCGAUCACAAGCAAGACGGGGUUGAGACAGGGACUUGCUGGGUACGGUGAUCCUCAUUUCUCCCUCUUCCUCCGCAAAGUCUUCAUCAAAGCCCUUGGUUACACCGACGCCGCCCUCUCCCUCCCCAUCAUCGGCAUAAUCAACACCUACUCCUCCUUCAAUCCCUGCCACUCCAAUGCCAAUGACCUGGUCGAGUCUCUCAAGCGCGGUAUCUCUGCCGCCGGCGGUCUCCCAGUGGACUUCCCCACCAUCUCGAUCCACGAGUCCUUCUCGUCGCCAACCUCCAUGUACCUCCGCAACCUCAUGGCGAUGGACACAGAGGAGAUGAUCGCCGCGCAGCCAGUCGAUGGCGUUGUGGCGAUUGGAGGGUGUGAUAAAACUGUGCCGGCGCAGUUGAUGGGUGGGAUUAGUGCAAACAAGGUGUUUCUGCCAUUGGUGACCGGUCCGAUGAUGCCUGGCUCUGUACAGGGAGUCAGAGUAGGCGCGUGCACGGAUUGUCGGAACAAUUGGGCCAAGUUCCGGGCUGGAGAGUUGGACGUUGAGGAGAUCAUGGCGGUGAAUGAGGAAUUGGCGCCUACAGGCGGCACUUGUGGCGUGAUGGGUACUGCGAGCACAAUGGCAUGCAUCGUCGCGGGUCUGGGACUGGUGGAUCUACGAAGCGGCGCAACGGCUCCUGCUGUAAGUAGUGCUAGGCGACGAGUGGCAGAAGAGGCGGGCAAAAGAGCUGUCGCGUUAGUCAAGAUUCGGGACGAGGGCCAGGCAGGAGUGAAGCCGCAGGAACUGCUGACGGUGGAGAGCUUCGAGAAUGCUAUAACAGUGCUGCAAGCGAUAGGAGGGAGUACCAACGCCGUCGUACAUUUGAUGGCGAUCAUCAAUCGACAUCCAGACGUCGCUGGAAAGCUGACAUUGAAGGACUUCGAUAGGAUUGGGAGGAAGACGCCUUUGUUGGUUGAUCUGAAGCCAUCAGGAGACAACUACAUGACUGACUUCCACAAUGCGGGUGGCAUGCUGGCUCUCAUGCAUCGACUGCGGCCAUUGCUGCAUCUCAACGUCAGAACUUACACCGGACAGACUCUAGGUGAACUACUCGAUCAGUCCCCAUUCAAGGAUUUCGAAUUCUCACGCAAGGUCGUACGAUCACUAGAAGAUCCAUUGUGGCCAGCCUGCAGCUUGGUGGUCCUUCACGGCAACAUGGCUCCGGACGGCGCGGUGAUGAAGCAAAGUGCGAGCAAAGACCAGCGCCUGCUCAAGCACCGAGGAACCGCAGUGGUUUUCGAGAACAGCGAAGACCUCGCAAAUCGCAUCGACAGUGACGACUUGGAGGUCACAAAAGACAGUGUGCUGGUACUCAAAGGUAUUGGGCCUGUCGGCAACCCGGGCAUGCCAGAAGCAGGACUGAUCCCGAUCCCGAGGAAGUUGGGCCGACAGGGUGUGACCGACAUGCUUCGGAUCUCCGACGGCAGGAUGAGCGGGACAGCAGGCGGCACGAUUGUGCUUCAUGUUAGUCCCGAGGCAGCCGACCUCGAUAGUGUCUUUGGCGUGGUACAGACAGGAGAUGGCAUCAUUUGCGACGUUGCUGAGCGGCGUUUGGAGCUCGAGGUUGAUGGUGGCGAAAUCGAUCGACGACGAAAAGAGCGGAAGAACAAUCCGAGUGGUGCCGGCGGGAAUGGUCAAAGGUGGCUAACAAGAAAGCGCCAGAGAGGCUAUCGCGGAUUGUAUGAACGACGGGUGAACCAGGCGCAUGAAGGCUGCGACUUCGAUUUUCUUAUGGCACAGCCGCCGUCCGAAUCCUUCAAAGAGUGA